Schizophyllum commune H4-8 is the source of this 1310-nucleotide messenger RNA. Its product is annotated as NAD(P)-binding protein. The transcript is spliced from 9 exons. The record is from RefSeq and is a predicted model, not a curated record. Lineage: Eukaryota; Fungi; Basidiomycota; Agaricomycetes; Agaricales; Schizophyllaceae. The coding region runs from base 294 to 1223 and encodes 309 amino acids.
GAGUUCAUCACCUCAGCGUUGCAGGAAACGCCUCUCAUGCGCACGGGCGCUGCGUCCUUCAAAUUAUCUUUGCUCUGGUUUCGUACCCUGCCCUCCGAAACCCGAUUCCUGUCAUCAUGUCAACUCUCACACCAAGGCGUGCCGAAGUUGACGGUACCUAGAGCGUAUACAAGAACGGGCCCUCGGAAUCACGACUGCGGCUCGGCUGGAUGAUGGAGACGAUGGCUGCCAACAGGAUCCCACGAUGAAGGCCUCGAAGCCAUCCCCUCUCAUCCCUCCCCGCCACGCCCAACAUGGGUCAAGCCUUCAGCGAGCUCUACCCGCCUACCCCGACGUUCAGCGUCGAUGACAUACCUGACCUCUCCGGCAAGAUUAUGAUCGUCACUGGGGGAAAUAGUGGGAUUGGGAAGGAGACGGUGAAGGCCCUGCUCAAGCACAAUGGAAAGGUCUACCUCGGCGCGCGGAGCCCGGAGAGGGCCGCAGAGGCUAUCAAGGAGCUGAAGGAGGAGACGGGGAAGGAGGCUUUUCUCCUACAAGUGGACCUGGAGAACCUGAAGUCCGUGAAAGCUGCAGCCGCUGAGUUCCAGAGCAAGGAGACGCAACUACAUGCUCUAUUCAACAAUGCAGGCGUUAUGAUGUGCCCAACAGACAUGGUCACUGUCGAUGGCUACGACUACCAGUUUGGCACGAACGUCCUGGCUCACUUCUACCUCACCAAGCUCCUCCUCCCUACCCUCCUGUCGACCGCGCAAGCCGCUCCCGAAGGCUUCGUCCGCGUCGUCAACACCUCGUCCAGCGGGCACGCCUUCGUCAAGACCAUCGACUUCAACACCCUCAAGGACGGCCCGGCGCGUCGGAAGAAGAACCCUACUAUCUUGUAUGGACAGAGCAAAUUCGGCAACAUCAUCUUCGCGAAUGAGCUCGCGCGCCGAUACGGCGACCAGGGCAUCGUCUCGACCUCGCUGAACCCUGGCAACCUGUACAGCAACCUGCAGCGCUACAUGAACCCCGUAGUCGCGAAGAUUAUUCAAUGGCUGAUCUUGCAUCCUACGCCACUCGGUGCGCUCACGCAGCUAUACGCUGGCACUAAGGGCGGGAAGGAGCUGAAUGGCAAGUACCUUAUCCCUUGGGCGCGCCUAGGACGACCAGGACCGGGGGCUGAGGAUCCCGAGUUGGGAAAGGCGUUGUGGGAGUGGUGCGAGGAGCAAGUGACAGGUUUGUAGUUGACGUCGGUUCUGAUCUGCCUCGGAACGUAUUGUAUUCUACCUCAGAAGAACAACGAUAUAUUAGACGAGCAUGAUUCAAGCCGA